UUCGUGCCCACCGAAACUACCAGUUGCUCAUGCGGAGAACCCCGUCAAACACGAGAACUAUGCAAUUGCCUUCUAUUUACCCACCAAAGUAUUCAUUUGCGCGUAUCUCUGCACCUCAUAUCCAGCGAAAUCAUGGGAACGGAGAAAGGAAUCGUGGCAAUGGUUACAUUUUUGGAAGAAUCCGAUGCAUUCAAGAAG
Molecule: messenger RNA, 198 nt
Organism: Suillus discolor
Lineage: Eukaryota; Fungi; Basidiomycota; Agaricomycetes; Boletales; Suillaceae
Exons: 1
Source: RefSeq, a predicted model, not a curated record